This is a messenger RNA of Stylophora pistillata, 2946 nucleotides long. Its product is annotated as bone morphogenetic protein 1. The record is from RefSeq and is a predicted model, not a curated record. NCBI's taxonomy places the organism in Eukaryota, Metazoa, Cnidaria, Anthozoa, Scleractinia, Pocilloporidae.
UGGAAACGUUCACCCGUAGCAUUGUUGUCAAGUCCCCCUCACUUUGGACCUGUCGAGGUGUUCUUUACCGUACUGCGCGAAUAUCAUUGUCUCCUAUUUUAUAGUUAUUGGUUCGUAAAUUUCUAAAACACGGAUCCUCUGGGAAGAUGUCAUCGAUAGCCAGCUUGAUGCUUACCACUUUGGUUUUUCUUACUGCCGAGCAUCAAGUUGUCGAAGCGUCAGCUUGUUCCUAUUCGGGGGAAACGAUAAAUCCUAAAGACAGCAGAAAUGACUCCAUAUUCAGUCCUGGAUACCCUGGGUAUUAUAACUCAAAGAGUUGUAAAUGGAAAAUCGUGGCGUCCUAUCGCCAGAAACUUCUCAUCUACUUUACAGAAUUCGAUAUGGAAGAUUGUAGUAUCUGUAGCUGUGACAGUGUGGAAAUUUAUGAUGGAACUAAUCAGUACGGCUCUCGUUUAUCAAAAAGCUGUGGAAGCAGUCUUCCUGUGCCUGUGUAUUCUACAGGUCGUAAUAUCUUCAUGAAAUUCACUUCGGAUAAGAGCGUAACAGGGGGAGGAUUUGUGGCACACUACAGAGUGCUGAAUUCCUCAUCAGGUUGUCCAGCAAUCAUUCCUGGCGCCUCAGCUGGCGUAAUUUACAGUCCUAAUUUUCCUUGGAGUUAUACGGCCUACAGUUCAUGUGACUGGCGUAUUGAAGCACCUUCGGGGGAAAGGGUUCAUUUGAAGUUCAUAAGAUUCCACGUGGGGUAUUACUCUAAUUGUGAUUACAGCUACGUGGAGGUGCGAGAUGGUUACUACAACUCACUACUUGGGAAGUACUGUGGGUCUCAAAUUCCAGCCUCCGUCUCCUCCUCAUCCAACUCUCUAACUGUUAAGUUCCGUUCUUCCUACGCCACCUAUUCGGGAUUCCUGGCACUGUACCAAACGGGAUACAGCUUUCCAACAGAUGCUCCAGCAUACAGACCUUUCUACCCGACAACGCGGUCUGCAUAUCACAGUUGUAGCAGUCACAGCUCUGAAACUACCUUUUACCUUGAAAGUUCAAGCUCGACAACCAUCAGGUCAGGUUAUGGUGGCUUCUGGAACACCAGGGCUCCCUAUUCAAGCUGCACAUUCAAAAUAUCUACAGAGACGGGUUACAACCUGGAGCUUACUCUCGACGCGAUGAACGUGUACAGCUGUUCUAGCUGUUCUUGUGGAUAUCUGAAAGUUAGAGAUGGAAGUUCAUCAAGUGAUCCGCUUCUCGGGGAAUACUGCGGCACUGUAAACUAUGGUACGGUGACAUCGACAGGAAACCAUUUGUACGUUGAUUUUAACAGCGAUUCCAGCAGAACCAGCUUCCGCGCAACAGUCCGUUCUAGAAGAGGUUCCAGUGUUAAUGUUGCGGCCAUCGUGGUGCCUAUCGUUGUCGCAGUUGUCCUGUUUUCCAUCAUCUUUGUUGUUAUAAAGUGUACCAAGAUAAAUCGUUCUGCCGGACCGGCUGGGUCGUCUCGUGUGAACGACGUUCCCCUACAGCCCUUCUCGGAUGCCCCUUUGUUAGCGACGAUUGGGCCGUCUCUGUCGUCUGGUACACAGCAAGUUGAUGUUCCGCCUCCUCAUCCCAAUCCCGCGACAGCCCCUGAUGAACUGCCUCCCUCCACUGAUUAUUCACAGGGUUUUACUAACUUCGCAGAAGGAGGUGGAUAUGUUCAAGGAUAAACAGUGCCCGGUCUGUUUCCAGGAUUUGUUUGAUGCGCGUGUAAUUUCUCUGCGGAUAAACUGGAUAUUUACUAAACGAGUUAAUAAUGUAUAAGUGUAGCCAAAAAUAAUGCAGUAAUGACGUAGAUUAACUGGUUGUAAACUUAACACGAGGUUACUUUACCGCAUGUAUCUAUUAAGAACUUAGUGUGAAGGAUCUUUAGGGGUCUUUACGUUUUGUAUCGGAUUAGUGAUACAAUUUAAUAUAAUCUAUACCGCUUACACGUUGAUCAUGAUUUUAGUCCAGGUUAGUGCAAGUUAUGUUGACUAGUAUAACCGACUGUCAACAUAGCCUCAAUGCGUAACUGGUCAUAGAGUGGUACGGUGGUGUUCCUUCAGGCCCGAGGUAGUUUGGUUAAUAGUUAAGUUCAUAUCUUUUGAGGCUGGAACAAAAUUUGAUGCAAUCUAACGUAGAUUUUUAGCCUGUGGAGAGGGCAUCAUGAUAACCCCGUUUGAAGAGUUAUAGUUUGCGGCAUGGUUAGUAGUUUUGUUUCAAAUUCCUUCAUGAAUAUGGAUUGCUGUUACGGGAAAAUUUAAUGUUGUUUCCGUGUGGUUGUUAAAACAUGUUUAUUCGUAACUUUCGGUAUUCUAGCCUUCUUAAUUCAUAUGAGUUUCAGUUCUUUCAUUUGAUGUUUUAAAAAGAUAAAAAGCCACUGAUAGUAGUUUUUGAAUAGUCAACUUAAGUUGUACUGCUGCAUCUCGGUACUUUUGUUGUUUAUUAUAGUGGAAUUUUUUGGUCAAUAUAAGCGUUAGUGAUCUUUUUGGCAAUAUAGAUUCUCAUGGUAGUUGGAAACUGAAUUUAACUUAAAUUUCCUUCCAUACCCCCAAACUUAACACCAACUUUGCGUAGAUAAGCAGAAACUUUAAUUGGUUUUAUUUAACUUAUUUUGUAAGCUUCUCUAUUGUAAUUACGAUAGGUAUAUUUUUAAUAGCGAAGUUGUGAAUUCCCACCUAAGUUCCCUAUUUAUAAUGACCUGCGCUUUCAUUUUCGACAUAUAAAUAUUUCAAUAUAAAUCGGUUAGUUUCCAAGAGACCUUUUCCGUUCUUUUAUAACCUUAUUCAAGUAUUGUCAAAUUUAGAGAACAAUAGAACCUCACACCAGUUCAUAAUUAAGUACUUUGUAAAGGUUUUUUUCGAUUACGAAGUUGAGUAUCGUAGAGGUCAUGUCAGUUGUUGGCCUGACCUAGAAUAAAAGUUUGCUGAGGAACGAAAA